AUGCCGAUCCGGAGGAGGAUGGGGAGGAAGAGUCUUUGGGUGGGUUGGCAAAUGAGCCGGUCUUCGUUAAGCAGUGGCGGGUCGACGGACAGGGGCAUUGUGACCCCGACGCCACCCUUUUUGGAUGAGGGGAGUCUAGCUGUUGGGAUUGCUGGUUGGGAUACUUCCGCUGAAAGGGCGCAAAGGGAAGCGCUCUAUCCACGCUCCCACCCAUCUAGGUUGAUACCCCCCUUGCAUCGUUUGUCUUUCCUCCUUGGCCAGCUAGGGAAGUGCUAUCUCUUUUCUCUUUCAGUCCGCCACCACUCUCUUUUGCGCCCAGGUUCACCCCUGGAUACAUCCCCUCCAUACCGACCCCCUCACACAAUUCCAAGUGCUAGAAAACUGGACAAUGCAGAACCCAGAAGAGUACUAGUACCCCCAGCCUCUCUCCGCAUCCAUCUCCGCAUCCAUCUCCGCAUCCACCUCCUCCACCGUUCCCUAUAAUACCCUCCCAAUACCCUCCAGCGCACCCCAGAACCCCACAGCAACAGAAUUGACCAUCUGCUACAAGAAUCCGGUUACAUGCGAGUUCCCGUCUAGUAUUCAGGGUGCACCGUACUGACCUUGCGGGCCGUGCUUUGAAGUAUAUGAGGGUUAUUGUAUGGAGGCUGUGCGGUGUGCACUUUGUCGGCACGAGUUUUU
Molecule: messenger RNA, 681 nt
Organism: Tuber melanosporum (Perigord truffle)
Lineage: Eukaryota; Fungi; Ascomycota; Pezizomycetes; Pezizales; Tuberaceae
Exons: 3
Coding region: 1-483 (160 amino acids)
Source: RefSeq, a predicted model, not a curated record